This is a messenger RNA of Heterostelium album PN500, 3618 nucleotides long. Its product is annotated as SGF11 family protein. NCBI's taxonomy places the organism in Eukaryota, Evosea, Eumycetozoa, Acytosteliales, Acytosteliaceae. Bases 1 to 3618 code for a protein of 1205 amino acids. The record is from RefSeq and is a predicted model, not a curated record. The transcript is spliced from 6 exons.
AUGAUGAUAACUUCAUCACCACCGUCAUCAACUACAUCGUUAACGAUGGUUGGAACAACAUCAGAUUCAUCAAAUAAAACUAUUUCAACCAACAAUAACAAUAAUAAUAAUAGUAGCAACAACAAUAAUAAUAAUAAUGUUUUUGAUACAAAUGGUAAUAGUCCUUCAACGCCACAGUUAGAUAGUAGUUUAUCGUCUUCCACACCAAGCCUGAGUUUCGGUAAGCAAUUCGCCAGCAACUGGAAAUCGUUCGGAGAGUUACUCAACCAGGUGACCAACGAAACAGAAAAUAAAAUUAGAUUAUCUUUUAAUAGUAGUAUAAAAGAUCAAAAGAAUGAUAUUAAUUCUAUUGAGAAAAAAGAUGCAUCAUCAUCUGCAACAACAACAACAGCAACAACAACGACAGCAGUGUCAGAUGAUGAUCCCUUUUCAAUAUUAAAUGAAAAUUAUAUGGAUAUCUUUGGAUUCUUACCAUCGAAAGACGCUUUGGUGUUGGUAGUAUGCAACAAUUGUUCUAAAACAAUCAAACAGUCUAGAUUCGUUUCCCAUUAUGAACGUUGUAUACAAGAUGAAGAUCCAAAACUAAGAAGUUCUUCUUUAUUAUCAAAUGAUUCAAAGAAAAGGAAUUUCCUAAAGAAUGGUAAUAAUAAUAAUAAUAGUGAUAAUAAUAACAACAACAACAAUGGUGUUAAACAAGAGCAGGUUAGUUCACCGGGUUCAGUUGUACCAAUAUCAGCACAAAGAGGUCGUCCUAAAAAGAAAGUUGUUGAUAACACCAACAAUAAUAAUAACAAUAAUAAUAAUAAUAUAAAUAAUAAUAAUAAUAAUGUUAGUACUCCACCACUCAUUGGUAACUCAGAGUCGGUCAAUAACACCAAAAAGCCAGCGACUUCUCUAUCAUCGAGAAAGAGAACAAACGAAGUUUUAAAUAGUAGUAGUAUAAGUAGUGAUGGCGAUACUACAAGUAGAAGCAAUGAUACUUCCAAUAGUGAUUUGGAUAAGAUGGUCGUUGAUAUCGAGGGUCAUACCGAUUCGUAUGAUACUGUACUGGCUUCAAAGUCUCCACUACAACCACAACAACAUCAAGUUGUAGUUGCUUCAACCCCAGACCAAGAUAGCAACAUCAUAAAUAUAAAUCAUAUUGAACAACCACUUGAGCAACAACAACAACAACAAGUGUUGGUUGAAACACAUCUACCACAACAACAACAACUACAACAACAACAACAUGUUCAUUCAAAUCAAAAUAUAGAUAUUAUAAAGGAAAGUGACAAUGAUAAUGUUAAUGUUAAUGUUAAUGACGACGAUGAUGAUGUCAUCAUUGAUAUCCACGAAGAAGAUGAUAAGAUAGAAUCGAUCGUUGCGGCAACGGUGAUCCCUAUCACACUCAUCCCAAUAGCUACACGUUCAUAUUCACGUUGCAAUAAGCUUCGUCGUAUUAUUGUGAGCCUGGACCCAGAGUACAAGGUCACAAGAGCUGCCGUCUUUACGAAUGAAGAAGAUUUCUGUGCGAGUGACGAAGAGCCACCAGCCAGCCCAAUAACUAUCGGACCUUCUAAUACUGCAUCGUCUGCCAUCAAAGGAUCAGUCUAUAACCAUGCGAUUGCCACUUCCUCUGGUAUCGUUCCAAACAACACCCUCAUUGCUGCAGCAACAACAACGGUUGCACCCAUCAUGCCAAUGGCCACCACACCAACACCUCUCAUGACACCAACUAAUAUUGCUCCUAUUAUGCAGCCAACCAUGAUAGCCACCAACCAACUUCAACCCGACAUGUCGACGCUCUCUAACAACGCCAAGCAUCUUGGUGGACUGCCAGCCACAAACAAUCCAAUGAUGCACAAUGGAAUGUUGCCACAACAUACUCCUAUGUUACCGAUUGGUCACGUCGCUAAUCCUCAAGCCAAUAUCAAUAUGGCUACCAAUAACGGUAACAAUACAAAUCCAUUAAAUAAUAGUGGCAUGUCGGUGGAAAUUCCAGGUGGUUCGACCAAUGUAAAUACGUCAUCUUCACAAGUGCCAGCCGUUGCUCCCUCUACCCCUAAGCCACCAAAGAAGAAGAGUUCCAGAAAGAAGACCGAGGAGAAAAAUGAGAACUCAACACCAUCCACAGAGGUAUCAUCUCCAACUUCUUCUUUGGCUGCCUCAUCCGAUUCUGUAUCACUAAAUAGUUCGACUUCGAGAACAAAGAAAAAGUCAUCUAGAAGAGAGAAAGAAAAGGAAAAGGAGAAAGAGAAAGAGAAGGAAAAGAAUGAUAAAGAUAAGGAAAAAGAUAAAGAAAUAGAAAAAGAAAAACCAGAGAAGGAAAGGAGUGAGAAAGAUAAAGAAAAGACAGAGAAGGACAAGGAUAAGGAAAAGGAAAAGGAAAAGUCAGAAAAAGUUAAGAAGGAAAAGGAUGGUGAUUCAAAGGAAAAGGUCAAGACUGAGAAGCAAAAGAAAUCAAAAAAGUCUUCUUCAACAUCAUCAAAAAAGAAAUUGUCGUCUUCUUCAUCUUCACUAGCCUCUUCUUCGCCUAGUGUCCCUACAUCCGCCAACAUAGCUGUUUCUUCACCUCUGCCAACGACCCCAUCCACGCCAAACACUGUUGUAGUGCCAGUUGCUCCGCCAAACGUAGGAGUUGUCGCACCAAAUAUACAACAACAACCAAUGAAUGCAACUCCACUCGUAAACUCAGUACAAAUCCAAAUGCAACAGCAAUCCAUGCCAAUGCAGCAGUCUUCACAACAACCACAACAACAACAACAGUUCACUAAUAUCCAACAAUACCAACAACCACUUCCACAACAAACUUUACAGCAACAACAGCAAAACGGUCAGCAACAGCCACAACAACAAUACCAACUCUAUCAACAGCCAAAUACAACGAAUGUACAAAUCAAACCACUUCCCAUUAACAAUCAACAACCUCAACAAACAAUGAAUCAGCAAUUCAUGCCCCAAUAUCCAGUACAAUACCAACAACAGAACCUCCAACAACCAAUCUAUACACAGAUGAUUCCAAAUGUACAGAAUAACUUCCAACAACAGCAACAGCAACAACAACAACAACAACAACUUAAUCAACAGAACAAACCGAUGCAAUUCCAGCAACAACAAUUCGUACAGCCAACGCAACAACAAUUCAAGCAACCAAUCCAACAAUUUAUAUACGCACAGAACGUCGUCCAGCAACAGUCACCACAGAUGCACCAGCAAUCGGUGGCAAACUAUGCGAUGCCAACCGCGCCCUACCAAUCGAAUCCUGUACAAUACCAACAAAUCAACUCACCACAACAACAACAACAACAACAGCUACUUCAACAACAACUUUUACAACAACAACAGAGUCAACUAAGAACCUCUGCCGGAGGAGGUAUGGUUCAAGUACCAUCAUCACCUCAACAGGCAGUGACACAGCAACAACCCAUAGGAUCACCGGUUGGAAUGAUCAACCAAGCCUCACCAAACCAAAACACCACCUUUACCAAUCCAAUGGCAUUGAAACAGGCACUACAGAACACCAACCUCCAAUAUCAACAACAGGCAGUAGCUCAACAGCAACAGUCAAUCCAGCCUCAGCAAAUGAGAAUCAUACAACCACAAACCAAUCCUCAGCAACCUAUUGAAAUUUUCUUAUAA